AACAUAGAGAUAUUCCAGGCUGUUCAUGUAGGAUGUGGUUGAUCUAUGGUUCAUGUUCACUAUAUACAUUAGUUCACUUUUUUAUCAUUUAUUGUUUUACGCGUUUGUGUUACUGUUCUGUUUUGAAAAGAGUGUGUCAUGGCGGAUGCAUUUUCUGAAUUAAUGUUAUUUUACAAUUAUUUAGUUUUGAUAAUUUCUACAUUAUAAUUUCAUUCUGUGAAUAUUUGUGAAACUUGUCACUAGCUAGUUGAUUUUCUUUCUUUAAUCUUUCAUUUAUUGGUUGAGUAUCAACAAGGUCAUACGGUUAUGACAAAUGUAGAUUCUGGAUCGUUUUUCGGAAUCAAUAUUUUUUGGAAUUAACCAGUUUAAUAAAAAAUAAUGGCGGAGAGUCAAGUCAAUGUGAAAUAUUACAGUUCAUCAAGUCCACCACCAAAUUGUGCAAUUUGCUUGGGAGCAUUUUCAAAUAAAUGCUUUUCUGAUUCAUGUAUGCACCAGUUUUGCUUUAAGUGUCUCUUGGAGUGGUCAAAAAUCAAACCUGAGUGUCCAUUAUGUAAACAACCUUUCACAAGAAUCAUACAUAAUUUUAAAAGUCAUGAAGAAUAUGAUGAACAUGUUGUUGAGAUAAGACCACCUGAAGAAGUUCACAUUAUAGAUAAUGAAGAAUACCUAUUUCUUCCAAUUGGGCAACCGCCACAAUCUACUAGACAUCAUUUUCAUUUCAGAACCACUUUUACUGUAGAUACUCAUGGAGAACAUGCUAUCCAGCAGAUGUUAUUGACACAUCCACAAAUUUCAGUUAGUACUAGUGGAUAUCCCACUUCAAGAAAUAUAACUCACAGAAGACGUCGUGAGACUGCGACAACAACUAGUUUUCGUAGGUCUAUUUACAUACGAAAUCUAUGGGUAAUUGCACCUCCUGAUGUUACUGGUCGCUAUAGAGAUGUAUCUCCAUCAUUUUAUAGUGAUUGUCCUGGAGCUCGCACAAGACUUGUUCCCUGGUUGAAUAGGGAAUUGAAUGCACUGCUUUAUGAAAACACUCAAUUGGUUAUGAGACUUGUAGAUGUAAUAUUGGAUCAUUUACUUCGUUAUCACAUUUGUAGCAGAACAUUCCGUAAUUUACUUUAUGAAUACUUGGAUAAUAAAACUGAUCAUUUUAUACAUGAAUUUUACAAUUUUAUGAGGUCCCCAUUUGAUAUGAUUGGUUAUGACCGACAAGUGAUAUAUACUGAAAGACCACCAACUCCAUAUAUAAUAACACCUCAGGAGGAGAUUUCUGACAGUGGACAUGAUAGUGAUGUAAUUAUAGUGGGUAGCUCAAAUCCACAGGAACCAGUUAUAAUUGAUCUUGUGAAUACAGAUUCUGAUGAACCAAUUUUAAUUUCUCAAGAAGAUCCUCCUCCACCAGAACUUAUACAUAUACCAGAUAACAGCCCUGAGCCACCAUCGAGGGAAAGAGAGUGCAGGACUCCAGUAUUACCUCCCAAAUUACGCCUCAAACACAAGAGAAGAUCAAGGGAAGAAGCAAGAGAAAAAAGGUAUAGAAAAAGGCCUCGCAGAGUUCGGUCUAGAUCUACCAGUUCAUCGAGUUCCAGUGAUAGUUCCUGGAAAGCUAGUGAAAGAUAUAGACGGAAGAAAAAGGUGACGAAACUAAAAAAGCGACUUCCCUCAAGUUCUGAAAGUGAGAAAGAAAGAAAUUAUACUUCCGAUUCUGAUAUUCCUCUUGCUGAUCUAAUAAACGGAAAAAGAAGUAAAAGAAAAUCUUGUGGCCCUAAAACAUUUCCGAAAAGUAGUCCAAUUGCAACCAAAGAAUUUGAAGACAUAAAUAGCAGUAGCGAAAAUAAAGAUUUACCAAGUUGUUCGAAAUACUCGGAAGCUGUAGACCUUAGAACUAAUCCAAGACGAGAAUCUCCAUCGGAUUUAGAUGUUCCAACAUGUUCAAGAUUUACAAGACCAAGUCGUAAUUGUAUUAUGUAUAAAACUCGUUUAGAUGAUUCUAGUGACGACGAAUAUAUAUGUAAACCCCAAGUAAAAAGUGAAAUAAAGCCAAUAAAAAGGGAGCCAAAUGUAACAACCUCUAAGAAUAGUGAACUUAUAAAAAACAUCAAGAUAAAAAAAGAAAACUGGAGUAAUUCAUGCUUAUACGAAUGCAACUAUGAUUCAUCUGAUAAUGAAAAUAUUUCAAAUUCUAAGUCUGUAAUUUAAGAUAAUGUAAUAAAUUGUGUCAAUGCCUU
Molecule: messenger RNA, 2231 nt
Organism: Diorhabda carinulata
Lineage: Eukaryota; Metazoa; Arthropoda; Insecta; Coleoptera; Chrysomelidae
Product: E3 ubiquitin-protein ligase Topors-like
Exons: 8
Coding region: 379-2202 (607 amino acids)
Biological process (GO): protein monoubiquitination; protein polyubiquitination
Molecular function (GO): ubiquitin protein ligase activity; metal ion binding
Source: RefSeq, a predicted model, not a curated record